GCUGGAAUGGGUGGAGAUCAUCGAGCCUCGCACCCGGGAGCGCACGGAAACCCUUGGAAACCCUUGGAAAAGUGGGAUUGGUGGGAAAAAGUGUGAUAAAGCCGAGGAGGUGGAAAGGGGAGUCAGGAAUUGUUCCCCUCACCUUGGUGGCUCACCUCGAUCUCGGAUCACUGGGUGGUUCUGGUGGGAAGGCACCACCAGUCCCUCCCCUUCCUGGCUGACAUUCCCUCUCUCCCCGGGGGUGUUCUCCAGGCUGGAAUGGGUGGAGAUCAUCGAGCCUCGCACCCGGGAGCGCAUGUACGCCAACCUGCUGACGGGCGAGUGCGUGUGGGACCCGCCGGCCGGGGUGCGCAUCAAGCGCACCAACGAGAACCAGUGGUGGGAGCUCUUCGACCCCAACACCUCCCGCUUCUACUACUACAAUGCCACCACCCAGAGGACCGUCUGGCACCGGCCCCAGAACUGCGACAUCAUCCCCCUGGCCAAGCUGCAGACCCUGAAGCAGAACACGGAGUCGCCGCGGGCGUCCACCGAGAACAGCCCGGGGCGGAGCAGCAACGUCAGCAGGGAGGGCAGCACCGGCUCCUCCCUGGAGCAGGAGCUGGAUGGGGGCGGAGGAGGAGGAGGAGGAGGAGGAGGAGGCGGCGAGAAGCUCCCGGAGCAGAGGGCGGGCAGGCAGGGCCCCCAGUACGGCCUGGGCAAGGAGGAGGUGGAGAGUUCGUCGCCUUCCGGAGUGUUCGAGAAGGAAUAUGACAUUUACCGGGAUUACAGCGCCGAGGGGCAGCUCCUGCACUACAGGACGUCGUCCCUGCGAUGGAACGCCGGCACCAAGGAGCGGAUGCUGAUCAAGGUGACGGACCGGGAGCCGAGCUUCCUCCUGCACCAGGGCAACGGCUUCGCCCCCGAGUCCCAGGCGGGGCCGCGCUCCCGCCGCCCCUCCGGCGGCGGCCAGCAGUCCCCCAACCUGCAGACCUUCUCCUCCUCGGACGCCGACGGCUCCGUGUUCUUCCCGGAGAGGAAGGCGUCGCCCUUCCUGAAGAGGGCCGAGCUGCCGGGGAGCUGCUCCCCGCUGCUGGGCCGGGGGGACCCCUUCUGCUCCCCGCUGCAGGCGCAGCAGCACCGCAAGCACUCGGCCGAGUCGCAGCCGUCGUCGCCGCGCUACGCCUACGAGCCGCCGCUCUACGAGGAGCCCCCCAUGGAGUACCAGGCCCCCAUCUACGACGAGCCCCCCGUGGACAUGCAGUACGAGGCCGGCGGCGGCGGCGGCGGCGGCUACAAGGCGGGCUCGCCCCAGAAGUCGCCGGUGCGGAAGCCGCACCCCUUCCUGCAGUCGCCCAAGCAAGGCUCCAACUCGCCCUACCAGCAGCUGGUGCUCACCAAGCAGAAGUGCCCCCCCGACCGCUUCAUGAGCCUGGAGUACAGCCCCGCCGGCAAGGAGUACGUGCGCCAGCUCGUCUACGUGGAGCAGUCGGGCUCCAGCCCCAAGAUGAAGACGGGCCUGAGGCACAAAUACUCCCCCAACCCCAUCGGGGGCUCCUACUCGCUGCAGCACAGCCCCUGCCUGGUGCGGGACCAGCGCCUGGACGUCAAAUCCGGCGAUUACAGCAGCAUGGAAGGGCCCGACUUCUGCCCCGGCCCGGCGGCCCCGGGCGAGGACUCCAUGUCGUGGUCCAGCCAGCAGGACACCUUGUCCUCCACCGGCUACUCGCCCUCCACCAGGAAGAGGAAGAGCCGGAAGCCUUCGGUGGCCCACGAGCCCAACGCCUCGGCCGCCGACGGCUCCGGGGAGAGGGAGGCGCUGGGGGAGCAGCUGCCGGGGGACGAUCGAGCCGCCCCGGGGCCCAACCGCUCGCCCAUGAACCGGACGGAGAGCAAGGCGGCCGAGGCGGAGGCGGGACGGGGCUUCCCGGAGCCCUUCCUGGCGCAGGCCCGCCUGGCGUGGGAGGCGCAGCAGGCCCACUACCACAUGAAGCAGAGGAGCAGCUGGGAUUCCCAAAAGGACGGGUCCGGCUACGAGAGCGACGGCGCCCUCCCCCUGCCCAUGCCGGGCCCGGUGGUGAGGGCCUUCAGCGAGGACGAGGCGCUGGCGCAGCAGGAGAACAAGCACUGGAAGAGGAACACCUUCGAGAAGCUGGGCUUCCCCCAGAUCCUGCUGGAGAAGAGCGUCUCCGUCCAGACCAACCUGGCCUCUCCCGAGCCCUACCUGCACCCGUCCCAGUCCGAGGACCUCGGCGCCUGCGCCCAGUUCGAGAGCAGCCGCCAGACCAGGAACAUGAUGCCGAGCGCCAGCUGCGUCUUCCCCACCUUCAACCUGCGCAAACCCUCCUCGGAGACGGACAUUGAGAACUGGGCCUCCAAGCACUUCAACAAGCACACCCAAGGGCUCUUCCGCCGCAAGGUCUCCAUCGCCAACAUGUUGGCCUGGAGCAGCGAAUCCAUCAAGAAACCCAUGAUCAUGACCAACGACCGCAACGUCAAGAAGGAGGCGUGCGAGAUCUUCAAGCUCAUCCAGAUGUACAUGGGCGACCGGCGGGCCAAGACGGACCAGCUCAACGUGGCCCUGGAGAUCGCCACCAAGGGCUGGAGCGUGCAGGGGCUGCGAGACGAGCUCUACAUCCAGCUGUGCCGGCAGACCACCGAGAACUUCCGUUACGAGAGCCUGGCCCGGGGCUGGGAGCUCAUGGCCAUCUGUUUGGCCUUUUUCCCCCCCACUCCCAAAUUCCACUCCUACCUAGAAGGAUACAUUUACCGGCACAUGGACCCGGUGAAUGACACGAAAGUGACGCGGCACAUCCGUCACCUCCUGGAAAGGACCAAUCAGAAGAAACCCAAAUUGCGAAAGAAACCCAAGCCCCAAAUCGAGGAGCACCAUGGGGUGGCCAUCAGCACUUACGCCAAGUACUGCUACAACAAGCUCCAGAAGGCGGCUCUGACCGGGGCCAAGAAGGGCCUGAAGAAGCCGAACAUCGAGGAGAUCCGCCACGCCAAGAACGCCGUGUUCAACCCCUCCAUGUUCGGCAGCUCCCUGCAGGACAUCGUGGCCAUGCAGAAGGAGCGUUACCCCGACCGGCAGCUGCCCUGGGUGCAGACCCGCCUCUCCGAGGAGGUCCUGGCGCUCAACGGGGACCAGACUGAGGGCAUCUUCAGGGUCCCCGGGGACAUCGACGAGGUCAACGCCCUCAAGCUGCAGGUGGACCAGUGGAAGAUCCCCACGGGCUUGGAGGACCCCCACGUUCCCG
Pipra filicauda (Wire-tailed manakin) is the source of this 3239-nucleotide messenger RNA. RefSeq names its product rho GTPase-activating protein 39-like. Gene Ontology annotation, biological process: signal transduction. The record is from RefSeq and is a predicted model, not a curated record. Gene Ontology annotation, cellular component: cytoskeleton; cytoplasm. The annotation marks the transcript as partial. NCBI's taxonomy places the organism in Eukaryota, Metazoa, Chordata, Aves, Passeriformes, Pipridae. The transcript is spliced from 8 exons. Gene Ontology annotation, molecular function: GTPase activator activity; protein binding.